Messenger RNA from Oncorhynchus keta (chum salmon), 966 nucleotides. RefSeq names its product eukaryotic translation initiation factor 4 gamma-like. The record is from RefSeq and is a predicted model, not a curated record. Bases 1 to 966 code for a protein of 321 amino acids. The transcript has a single exon. NCBI's taxonomy places the organism in Eukaryota, Metazoa, Chordata, Actinopteri, Salmoniformes, Salmonidae.
AUGCAUUCAGUCAGCAAACCUCCAGAGAAACCUAUCCUCCUCAGCCAGCAAACCUCCAGAGAAACCUAUCCUCCUCAGCCAGCAAACCGCCAGAGAAACCUAUCCUCCUCAGCCAGCAAACCGCCAGAGAAACCUAUCCUCCUCAGUCAGCAAACCUCCAGAGAAACCUACCCUCCUCAGCCAGCAAACCUCCAGAGAAACCUACCCUCCUCAGCCAGCAAACCUCCAGAGAAACCUAUCCUCCUCAGCCAGCAAACCUCCAGAGAAACCUAUCCUCCUCAGCCAGCAAACCGCCAGAGAAACCUAUCCUCCUCAGUCAGCAAACCUCCAGAGAAACCUACCCUCCUCAGCCAGCAAACCUCCAGAGAAACCUAUCCUCCUCAGCCAGCAAACCUCCAGAGAAACCUACCCUCCUCAGCCAGCAAACCUCCAGAGAAACCUACCCUCCUCAGCCAGCAAACCUCCAGAGAAACCUACCCUCCUCAGUCAGCAAACCUCCAGAGAAACCUACCCUCCUCAGCCAGCAAACCUCCAGAGAAACCUACCCUCCUCAGUCAGCAAACCUCCAGAGAAACCUACCCUCCUCAGCCAGCAAACCUCCAGAGAAACCUACCCUCCUCAGCCAGCAAACCUUCAGAGAAACCAACCCUCCUCAGUCAGCAAACCUCCAGAGAAACCUACCCUCCUCAGCCAGCAAACCUCCAGAGAAACCAAUCCUCCUCAGUCAGCAAACCUCCAGAGAAACCAAUCCUCCUCAGUCAGCAAACCUCCAGAGAAACCAAUCCUCCUCAGUCAGCAAACCUCCAGAGCAACCUAGCCACAGCCAGCAAACCUUCACUGCCAGCAAGCCUUCACAGCCAGCAAGCCUUCACAGCCAGCAAGCCUCCACAGUCAGCAAGCCUCCACAGUCAGCAAGCCUCCACAGUCAGCAAGCCUCCACAGUCAGCAAGCCUUCACACCCCUUAA